Adelges cooleyi (spruce gall adelgid) is the source of this 3885-nucleotide messenger RNA. It is a transcript of the gene Ser, whose product is annotated as protein serrate. The annotation marks the transcript as partial. Lineage: Eukaryota; Metazoa; Arthropoda; Insecta; Hemiptera; Adelgidae. The record is from RefSeq and is a predicted model, not a curated record. Gene Ontology annotation, molecular function: calcium ion binding. Gene Ontology annotation, biological process: establishment or maintenance of epithelial cell apical/basal polarity; heterophilic cell-cell adhesion; cell communication. The transcript has 14 exons. Gene Ontology annotation, cellular component: protein-containing complex; plasma membrane.
GCAGCCUCAGCCGCAGCCGCCGCCGCCACCGCGGUCGUCGUGGCCGCCAACGCCCCCGCCGGUGCGGCCGCUCAGCUGCACUGCUCGUUCGGCAACACGUCCAGCCCCGUGUUGGGCGGCAACUCGUUCACGCUCACGGACUCCGAUUCGUCCGACAGCCGGGGACAGCUGUCGUUGCCGUUUUCCUUUAGCUGGACGAGAUCGUUUACGUUUAUAUUGCACGCCAUGGACUACAACAACUACACGGGAAGCCUGUCGGUCAUCGAAGAGGCCACUUACUCGGGCAUACUGUUGCCCGGCAACGAGUGGAAAGCCCUAUCCCAUCUGGGCCGCACCGCCCGAAUGGCGUACCGGGUACGCGUGCAGUGCGACAGGUUCUACUACGGUCAGACUUGCACCAAGCUCUGCAAACCCCGGGACGACCGGUUCGGUCAUUACACGUGUGGCGACACGGACGGCCGCAAGGAGUGCAUACCCGGUUGGCAAGGCGAGAACUGCGACAAAGCCGUUUGCAAGACAGGCUGCCAUCCGGUUCACGGCAAGUGCGACUAUCCCGGCGGUUGCGAGUGCCGAAAGGGUUGGCAGGGAGAACUGUGCGACCAGUGUAUGACCUAUCCGGGAUGCAAGCACGGUUACUGCAACGGCACGUCUUGGCAGUGCAUCUGCGACAUCAACUGGGGCGGUAUAUUAUGCGAUCAAGACCUGAACUACUGCGGUACUCACGAACCUUGCCUGAACGGUGGCACAUGCAAGAGCACGGCGCCGGACAGGUACACGUGCACGUGUCCCGAGGGAUUCAGCGGACCCAAUUGCGACGUGGUGCUCAACCCUUGUGCCACAGAACCCUGCCUGAACGGCGGCAAGUGCACCACCGUCAGCCCCCCGGCAACCCUGAACCCUUCGGCCCCGGGAGGCAGCCCUUCGCUUCAACCCCUGCCCAAACAGUUCCACUGCGAGUGUCAGCCCGGCUGGACCGGCAGCACGUGCAACACCGAAAUCGACGAGUGCGCAUUGAUGAAACCCAGAUGCCUGAACGGCGGCACGUGCGUGGACAAACUCAACGAUUGGGCUUGCUUGUGCCCGGACCGCUGGCGAGGACUUCAGUGCGAAAUCGACGUGGACGAAUGCGAAAGCCAGCAGAGGACCAACAGCAACAUCAACAAUCAGGCGACGUGCGGACCCAACGCUAUCCAGUGCAAGACCGACCACAAUAACGGCACACGGUGCGUUUGCCGCAAAGGCUGGGCCACAAACGCCGUCAACAACAACGGCAACGUGGCCUUUGGCCCUUUGGGUUGUCCGGUCAACGUCGACGAUUGUGCGGCACCGGCUCUUUGCAUGAACGGAGGCACUUGCGUGGACUUGGUGGCAUCGUACGUUUGCACUUGUCCGGUCGGCUACACGGGUCAACGGUGUCAGACUCAGAUAGAUCCUUGCGACAGCCUCGCGUCUGCUAACCCUUGCAAGAACGGCGGCGAGUGCGUGCGCAGUCCCGGAUCUUCCAGACCUUACUCCUGUAUAUGUCCGCUGGGUUACUCCGGCGACGAGUGCGAGAUCAACAGGGACCACUGUGCGCCCAACCCUUGCCGGAACGGCGGACAAUGUCUGAACACGCCCGACGACUAUUACUGUCAUUGCACCGUGGCGGCCGACGGUUCGGCGUGGCACGGCAAAAACUGUACGGCAUCCCGGAAGAAGACCGGAAGUCCGGCGACCAGCACCACUAGCAGCAGUAGCAGCAGCAGCAGCAGCAGCAGCAGCUCCACCACGACCGUCCGUUUGCCGGCCGUGAUCGUUCAUCAACAGGACACGUUCAGAGACACCGAAGACCGCGAAUAUUAUUACUACAACAACAGUCCGCAGACUUGUGCCGACUCCAGGGUGUGCUUGAACGGGGGCACUUGCGUUUUGGGCGGUCCAGGAGGAGCUGCGGCCGGAAUUGGAGUCGGUGGUCGGCGCAAAGUGCCUUCGUACCGGUGCAAAUGCCCCGAAGGAUACCGCGGCCGACACUGCGAAUUCCGGCAAGAAGACUUAGAUUUUCCCAAUCAACACGGUGGCGGUGGCGGUGGUGGUGGUAAGAGGCCAAAAGUAGAGUACGACUACGAAGAGAUGGUCGACGACGACGACGACGACGACAUAGCAGACAGCAAUAGCAACGACGACGCUCAACGAGCCACCACGUGCACAGCGUCCAUGUUGAACAAACACUGGCCGGCGGCCGGCGCGGACCAGAGAUGCAACGAGUGCCGGUGUACGACGACGGCCAGCGAUGAAAAUUUGGACGACGACGACGGCGACGUGGACGACACGCCGAGGGUGCGGUGCACGAACUUGUGGUGCGGUCCCAGGGAUUGCAUGAACUACCCUUGCGCCGCCAACCAGGUGUGUGUGCCUUUGGAGGACACCGUGGCGGACGUUUCAUCGUGGAGACGUUGUCUGCGAGCGCCUUGCGCCGAUGAACCGAACCGACACCAUCACAAACGAUUCGGCCGCUGCGUGUCCAACGGCGACGAGAGCGUCCAAUCGGUGUGGCCGUCAGCCGCCCGUCACUGUUGGCCGUCCAACGGCGGCGGCGGCGUCGACCGACAGGACAACGGUUGUGGCACGCUGUCCGUGACGUUGGACGCGAAACGUCUGCGUCGCGGCACCACCACCGGUCAAGUGUGCCACAACAUGCGCCGUCUUAUAUCGCUGUCUUGGGCGGCCGACAACAGCUACGCGGACGGCCAACACUCGGCCGCGACGUUGUACGUCAUGUGCGAGCCGCUGGCCAAGACGGCCGACGAACUGAACAGCGACCGCGUUACCAUACGAGUGGCGGCCGCCGUCGCACAAACGCAGGAAGCCGUCAAGAGCGGUCUGGUGCAACGCGCCCUGGCCGUCCUGUACAAACAGCUGCAGAACGGCACGGCCGUGAAAAACAACCGAGAACAGGUGUCGUCGGCGUCGCUGGCCGCGGCCGUCGUCAGGGUACAACCGCCGACCAACCGGCCGCCGGCGUCCACUCAGUUCUCCGGCCAGGCCAACGGUGACUACCAGUACUACUAUUGGACCGGCGUGGCCUGCGGUUCGCUGACCAUCAUAGCCGCGUGCCUGUUGCUCCGGUUCGGUUACCAGCAAUGGAAGAAAAGAAACGGCGGCGCGGAUUGCGCGGCGUCCACUUCGGCCGGCGGCAAGAGCAACGCCGCCAUGUCCAACACGACGAGCAACAGCAACAACAAUCUCAUGUUGCUCGUCCAACGGCAAAACGAAGAAAACCUCCGCCGGUACUCGGCCGUGGCCGCCAGCACAAACAAGCUCAACGGUGGCGGCGGCGGCCUCAACCCCGCGGCCGGCGCGCUGUCCACGUCGUCGUUGAACUGUUCCCGGAUCAGUAUCGUCCACCCGCUGUGCCAGCAACCGGACACCGUGGCCAGCGGCGGCGGCGGCGGUCUGGAAAAAUCGUCUUCGGCGGACGACAAGACGGGCGGCGUGGACAGCAACGCGAUCGCCGCCGCGGCCGCCGUCGUGAAACCCGCCGCGGCAAUAGUGGCCGUCGCGGCCGGUAGUCCGCAACACCAUCAAUUGCACAGCGCCAUACCGCUGUGCAAAAAAACGCAAAACAUUGAACAACAACAACAACACUACAACCACCAUCAAUAUCACCAACAACAACAACACCACGUGCUGGUCCACCCACAACAAACGGCCGUCGUACAGCGCACCAACAACGUGGCCGGCGUCAGACCCAUGGCCAAUGGCCACGGCCUGAAAGACGACCAAACGUUGACGGCUUUGAUUUAAACUAUAAAAACGCUAAAAAAUGAUAUUAUUAUUAUUUAUAUUUCAUUCACAAGCGAUAAAUUCUACUAUAAUAAUGAUAUAUCGUUAUUGAUUAAUUAUAAU